AUGGGGAGUGGGUUCAUAGUGGAGCUCCAAAGAAACUCAACCGACUGGGCCAACGUUGUAGCAGAGAUUGUGAAGAUAGAGAAAAAGAUCUUCCCAAAACAUGAAUCACUUGCUAGAUCCUUUGACGAAGAACUUAAACAGAAGAAUUCAGGGUUACUUUAUAUUGAAGUAAAUGGUGAAGUUGUUGGCUAUGUCAUGUGUUCCUGCCCCUCUUCUUUGUGUGCUUCUAUCACAAAACUGGCAGUGAAGGAGAACUAUAGAAAGCAAGGCCAUGGGGAGGCAUUGCUUAAAGCAGCAAUUGAGAAAUGCAGAAAGAGAAAGGUUCAACGUAUAUCACUACAUGUUGAUCCCUUGAGGACUGCAGCUAUGACUCUAUACAAGAAACAUGGUUUUCAAGUUGAUAGUUUGAUAGAAGGUUAUUACUCUUCAGACAGAAAUGCUUAUAGAAUGUACUUGGAUUUUGAAUCUGAUUAG
Dovyalis caffra is the source of this 474-nucleotide messenger RNA. The record is from the annotation of a GenBank genome assembly. Lineage: Eukaryota; Viridiplantae; Streptophyta; Magnoliopsida; Malpighiales; Salicaceae.